Messenger RNA from Ruditapes philippinarum (Manila clam), 8710 nucleotides. RefSeq names its product sulfhydryl oxidase 2-like. Gene Ontology annotation, cellular component: Golgi membrane. Gene Ontology annotation, biological process: protein folding. The record is from RefSeq and is a predicted model, not a curated record. The transcript has 11 exons. The coding region runs from base 38 to 1813 and encodes 591 amino acids. Gene Ontology annotation, molecular function: protein disulfide isomerase activity; flavin-dependent sulfhydryl oxidase activity. Lineage: Eukaryota; Metazoa; Mollusca; Bivalvia; Venerida; Veneridae.
UUCACUAGUAAACAAGGGGAAAAAUGAAACGUGGAAAAUGAAGUGGAAUCAUAUGAAACAUUCCAUCAUUUUGAUAUUUUUUGUUUGUUUGAUUGGGUGUGUGAUUUGUACAGAGAAAGCAGAAGGUCUUUACAGCCCAACGAGCUCAGUUUUUAUACUGAAUCAAAAUAAUUUUCACCAAAAUGUGUUGAGAUCUGACAGCGGUUGGAUUGUGGAAUUUUACAACAGCUGGUGCGGUCAUUGCAUUAAAUUUGCCCCAACUUGGAAGGAAUUUGCAAAGAAACACGAAGAUUGGUGGCCGUUGCUAAGAGUAGGGGCAGUAAACUGUGCAGAUGAACUCAACGUUGAGUUGUGCAGAAGUUUUCACAUUGAAGGGAUCCCAGCUUUUAUGUUGUUUCCACCAGGUUACAAGGGAAUAGAGACAGGUGGUAUAUUCCAUGACCAAAAUAAAGAAUUCUUAGAACACAAAGCUCUGGACUUCAUCUCUAACUCAACACUGUUUCAACCACCAAAGUUCUGGCCACGACUUUAUCCAAUUGUGUCAAUGCAAGAUAUCUGGAAUGAAACAAAAGAUGAGCACCAUUUUGUGGCAUUUAUAUUUGAAGAGCCCGGCUCUUAUAUUGGUAGACAGGUCAUUCUGGAUACAAUUGGCUAUAAACCUUUACUUGUUAGAAGAAUGUUAAAAGAAUCAGUACUGAAGUUUGGUAUCUUGAAAUUCCCGUCACUGUUCCUCAUCAACAGAGAUGGUACUUUCACCAGACUUGCCAAGGAUGAUAAUACUAGAGAUGGUAUGGUGGCUGCUUUGAAAAACUUACUGUCACCUGCUCAACUUAAGGCCGGGGAAAAGUUCUUAAAUCAGAGACCAAGGAACCAGCUCAAUGACAGCAAGAAAGAAGGGGAACCAGCAGAUAAUAGUAGUAAAGUUAUAAGACCUGCAGUUUAUAUGAAGGACCUGGAAUCUACAUUACAUUACGCCCUUAGACAGGAGAUAGCAAUAUGUCAGGCAUUAGAUGGAGACAAACUUACUGCAUUGAAAAAGUUUAUGAAUGUUUUAUCUAAGUAUUUCCCUGGACGAGAGGAGGUUUCUGAUUAUUUGUUUAGGAUAUCUGCAUGGUUAAGGACAACCAGUACAGAAAUUACUGGAGACCAGUGGAUAACAUCAUUAGAUGAGAAACAGACGAUGGAAGAGUAUCUUCCUGAGCAUGUUAAGUGGGUUGGAUGUAAAGGGAGUGAACCACGGUUUAGGGGAUACCCAUGUGGCAUGUGGACACUAUUUCAUACUCUAACUGUGGCAGCAUUUCAGAAAGAACAAGCAAAUCCUAAAGAUGUACCUCUUGAUGUCCUUGAUGCAAUACAAGGCUAUAUGAAAUAUUUCUUUGGUUGUCAAAUUUGUGUUGAGCAUUUCCUCAAAAUGGCUCACAAGAUUACUCCUGCUGACAAAACGCCAGAGGGCGCAGUUUUGUGGUUAUGGCGUGCACACAAUAUGGCUAACAGCCGACUCCAUGGAGACCAAUCAGAAGACCCUAAACAUCCAAAGAUCCAGUUUCCAUCCAAAGAAUUAUGCCCGGAGUGCCAUAAUGGUGGGAAAUGGAAUGAUAAGAACGUUCUUGAGUUCUUACUUUCAUUUUAUGGCAGAGUUAAUAUUGUGCCUGUAGCAGACGACAGUAAGAAUGACUCAGCAGAAAAGACCACCGCAGCAAAUGAGAACAAGAAACUUGAUUGGUGGGAAUUACAACAAAGGAAAAAUGACCUGGAAAAAAUCAGGUCGUUACGAAAUCAGAAGUUAGAGAAGAGACAGCAGAAAAAGAUAUAAUUGACAAGCUUUAUGUUCCAUGUAAUUAUGUUUUUGUAUUCUCUGCUUGAUGGUGAUAAGGGUUCAAAUUGAUCUGUGCGCAUAUUGUUUUUCUCCUGUUUGACUGCAUGUCUGUCGGCAUGUGUGAAUGUGGCUAAAACAUAUUCAUAUUAUAAGUAAGAGUUGUAUAGCACAACAUAGCAUACCUUUGAAUGACAACAUCAUUUUUGAACUAUUGAAAUAUUCCUCGAUGUAAAUGAUACUGACCUUCAAGAUUAAAUAUUCAAAAUUUAAAGAAAAUUUGCAAUAAUUUUGUUUCAGAUUUACUGUUUGUGUAUGGGGCAUUUACAAUUUACAAAGCAUUGUCUGUCCUGUUUUGCAUUUAGAACAUUGUACCAGUAGAACUUUGGCAUGUGUGUUUUAUGUGUAUGCCUUGUUUUUUUCAUUAUUUCUCUUUUUCAUAUGAUAAAUACUUACUCAGUCUAAGUAACUUACAUAUCUUUUGAUUUGUUUUUGUGUUAUGCAUGAUUAAUGAAUGAAUCAUAUCAUUUUCUGAACAUUCUUUGUAAUUGUUUGUUAUUUAUUAUUCUAUGAUACAUAUUCUUUUUUGCCCGACCAAAAAUCUGCUAUUAUUAUUAUAAUAUUUAAAGGUUGUUAACCCUGACGCAGCAAAAUUUAAAUAAUGGAUAUAUGGAUAUGUCCCACAAGUGGAGCCGCCUAUUAUUGAUUACAGGGGUGUCAAAAUACUAGACUAUACUGUAAACAAACAAAACCAAUUUGUCAUUUUUGUUUUGAAGCCCCCUUAGAUUUUACAAUAGAAAGGUCCUGAUUCCAAGCUGGACAAGUCCAUUAUACAAAUUUAUGGGUGUUAGUGUGAAAAUAAAUAUAUUUUAAGAAAUGAAAUUGGUUUAAGAUUUUUAUCAGUGUCUGUGUGUAAAAUUUUAUUUUAUUAAGAAAGAAAGCUAAUAAAACAAAAUCUAGAGUGUGGUGCAAUAAUGAAUUAAUUCAGCAUUAAAACAUUUUAUAUUUAACUAACAGAAAGUGAUCUACCAUUGUGACAAUGAUCAAGGCCAGCCUGUACAUCACUGCGGUCUAACUAGGCUCUAUACUGUUGGUAGCUCACAUUUUGUAUGUGAAUAUUGACAUCCCUAAACUGUGAAUGGAAUAUUCCAAAUUCAAAGCUGGACAGAUCCAUUACACAAAUUAGAAGGUUAAAAAGUUAAAUGAUUUUAUUUAAUAUCUCUGUGGAGUUUUCUUGCAUUUUUGGAAUGUUUAAUGUGUUUAGUAGUUUGCUUUAAACAUUUGGAUUAUUGGACAUGGUUUAAAAUGUAUUGUUUGAUGCAUUGUAGGAAUGCAGGUUGUAGUUUAUAUUUUGAUUUUUAUUAUUGAUAUGUUGUUAGAUAAAUUAUACUUUUAUAGACUUUGUUGGCAUAAUUCUUUUUGGCAUUGAGAAAUAGUUCCCAGGAGAAAUAUUAUUUUAGUGUGCAUGAACAUUUUUUUUAAAGAACUCUGAAUUUUGAAACGUUCCCUCACAAAGGCAUCUAUGGCAAAGUUGUUAAGGUUGCCAAUAUUAAACCACUUGCCUCUCCACAGCUGUUUUUUUAGUCAUGUGAGCAUUGUUGGUUUCUAUAUAUGAGAAGACUAUCCAGCUAGCAUAUGGAACAUGAUUCUACUCCUGCGCCCGUUUAUAUUUAAAAUAAUGAACAGAAGGAAACCUUGUUCUUCUUACACCAGUUAAGCUGGAAUGUCACAAUAUCACUUAUACUGUGUUAGUGUGUAGAAAAUGGCUUAAAUAUAGCAAUUGUUUUAAGUAAUGAACUGGCAAAUUAGCCAAAUGUCAGUAAGUUUAUGUCAUUUGAUACUAGUUUUAAUAUCUAAAAGUUGUAAGGUUUAACAUAAUUUUGUUUUAUUUGUGUGAAGAAAACUUAAUUGAAUCCCUCUAGAGCCGUUUUUCUAGACUACUUGGUAUUCAAUCAGAUGAGCAUGGCAAGUGUCAAUCCCAUGAUUCAUGUAAUGAGAGGCAGACAACCAGCCUGCUAGACCAUAUCUCCUUCUUUAAAUACGGGUAGUCGGAAGUUUUUUUAAAGAUAUAAAAGUUUCAUUUGAUGUAAAUAUUAAAAAUUACAAUAAUUGCAAGUCAUUGCAAUGUUUACAGAUAUGUGUAUCUUAUUAAAAGAUAUAUUAUCAUUUACCAGAUAUGAGAUAGUUGGUAGCUUUACUUGGGUGCCUAAUUUGUGCUUGUAAUUUAGAGCACAUACGAGAACACAAGGUUGUCCUUAACCAAUUAUAUAUGUAAAGUCACCAUAUGAACUUUAUAGUUUCUAUGUGACUUAAAACCCAGCCCAAAAAAGCUGCCCAGAUAUACUCUUGUCACAAACUUUAUAUCAUGAAAGAAUUUAACCGUUUAUUGCUGUAUGUAAGUGUUAUUAUUUUAUAUGAAUAUUAAAUGUCUUACAUUGUUUGAAAAUGGGACUUUUUAUUCAAAAUUUAUUACAUGAAUUAAAAAAAAAUCUCCAUUUUGUUUUGCUUUUUUUUUGUGAUAAUAGAUGUUUUAUCUUGUAUCAUGAUUUGGGAAGAUAACUUUUUCAAGGUAAUUUACUUUAAUCUUGAAAAUUAAGUAGAUUUAUCUCCCCUUUGUUAACAUUGGUAAAGAUACCAUUAAAACAAUUAAUCUAGCAUAAUAAAUAAAUUGUAAAUUAUAUAUACCUUAUGCAUGAUGUAAUUAAUGUGUUUUUAAUGUAUGUUUAGUUCCUAGUCAUGUGUAAUUAAUUACUAUAUAGUGCAAUCAUUGUUAUUUUAUAUGUUGGAUAUUCAUAUAUAAUAUGUAUAUCUUAUUUUAUGUGUUAAACUCUUGUAAAUGUGACAGAAUGAAGGUAAUACAAAAUGUAUUUGUAAAAAAAUAGAUGUAAUUGUGAAGAUAUAUGUGCAAAUAAUGAUCUGAUCUAGAUAAGAAAACAAUAUGCAGGGGCAUACAUUCAGAAAACAUUUUUCCUUCCAUACUGGUUUUCUGUACAGUUUUCUCCCAGUGAAAGCUUGAAAAAAAAAUCUGGAAAAAAAUAGGUAUCCCUGAGAGCAUUAAAUUAUUGAUCCAACUAGAAAAAAAACACAGUAUGAGGCACAUGUAAAUGUAAUUGACAGUCUGUAUUGUUUUGUUGUUGUUGGUUUUUUUUGCUUGUAGCAUGUGAUGUUUUAUAAUUACCCUUCUUCAUUUGUCAUAGGAAUGGUUGACAUCUUUUCUUGUCCAGUUUUAAUGCUUUUUUAUGCUAAUUUUUUUUACUUUACUUUAAGACAGGUUUUAUGUUCUUGUUUUGUCAUAUUUGUCUAUUACCUAGAUUGUCAAAUAUCAGUUAAACUAAUGUUGGCGUUACAGUAAUUUAUGGCCAAACUUAUUCAGAAAUAUUUGCUCACCAGAAAUUUGAAUUUUUAGCUCAACUAUACGAAGUAUAUGGAGAGCUGUUCUACUCGCCCCGGCGUCCAGAUUUCAGAUUAAAGUGUUGGUGCAGUAAAAUAUUUUUCACUAUAACUUUGUCAUUUCUUAAGGUAUCAACUUCAAACUUCAAAUAUAUGUUCCUUAUCAUCAACCACAUCUUAUGUGACAAGGUUCAUAACUCUAGCACCAAUAUUUUCAGAUUUAUCUCCCCUUGAACUUAGAAUUUUCCUUAAAAAAUACUAUUUUUUACUGUAACUUCUUUAUUUCUUAAGGGAUCACCCUCAUACUUCAAAUAAAUGUACCUUAUCAUCAUCCCCAUCUUAUGUGACAAGGUUCAUAACUCUAGCACCAAUAUUUUUAAGAUUUAUCUCCCUUUAAACUUAGAAUUUUCCUUAAAAAAAUAUUAUUUUUUACUGUAACUUAUUUAUUUCUAAAGGGAUCAACUUCAUACUUAAAAUAUAUGUACCUUAUCAUCAUCCAUAUCUUAUGUGGCAAGGUUCAUAACUCUAGCACCAAUAUUGCAAGAAUUAUCUCCCCAUAAACUUAGAUUUUUUUACUAGAAAAAUAUUAUUUUUUACUAUAACUUUUUUAGUUUUAAAGGUAUCUACUUCAAACUUCAAAUACUUAUUCCUUAUCAUCAAUUUCAUUUUAUGUGACAAUGUUCAUAACUCUUGAAGCAAUUUUCACAGAUUUAUCUCUCUUUGAACUUAAGAUUUUCUUUAAGAAAUAUUAUAACUUCUUUACUUUUUAAGGUAUCUACUUCAAACUUCAAAUAUAUAUUUCUUAUCAUAACACACAUGUUGUGUGACAAGGUUCAUAACUCUAGCGUGACUAUUUCUAGAAUUAUUUCCCUUGAUCUUGGAAUUUAUGUUAACAAAUGUUAUUUUUUUACUAUAACUUAAUACAUAAUAAUACAUAAUUGAUUUUUCUAUCAUAGUUUUGUUCUCCAUACUGAGUCCAGUAUUUUAUUAGUCGAGCUUGGCUGUCUCCUGUGACAGCUCUUGUUGAUAUACCUUGUAAUAAUAAGCAACAUAUGUUAUAAAUUUAAGAUACAUUGUAUGUAUAAUGCCUGUUGUAUCUUUAAAUAGAUUAAGAGGAUUUUUUAAGAUUUUUAAAUAGGAUAUGAAAAAUGAUGUUUACCGGUAACUAAUUUGUAUGCCCCCACUAAUUCCUUUGCCUGUUUGUUAACUGGAAGAAAAGAAAACAACAGUGGAUUGUGGGGGCAUCUGUGUCCUAUGGACACAUUUCUAAUUUAGUUUAAGAUAUAACAAUUAUUACUGACUAAUAUAUACUUUUGUUCUGACAUGAUUUUGCUUGUUUAAAUACUCAUUUUAUUCCCAUGACAAUCCUAACAUUAUCGACUAUAGUAGUAAACGGGCAAUAUUUUGGGUUAUUGCAUAUAUUUUGACGAGAUAUUAAGUAUUAAUGCACUAUAAAAUUAUGUAUAUAUAAAUUAGUAGAUACUUGUUUCUUAUGAAUGAAAUAUAGGAUGUAUCUUACAGAUUAUGUAAGGUAUAUAUUCAUAUUGCAUACAAAGCAUGUAAUAGUUUAAGCUUUAUGGUAGUACACUUAACAAAAUUUUCUAUACUUAUAUUAUAUGAAAUAUUUUUAUGUUAAGAUUUUAUGUAACUUUUACAAACCAGUCACCGAUUCUUGCAGUCAACCAUGAAGGUAAAAUGUCACUUUCUUUGUGAAUUCAAUAAAACAAUAGACUUUCAUGUACUCCUGUACAGUUUCUAAUUUUGAAUUGAAAAGUAAAUCUGUUUUUCUUAAAAAGUAAUUCUAUAUAAAGUUUGGAAAUAUUGUUUAGUGUAUUUAGUACUAGAUUUAAUAGUUUUUUUCUUCAUUUGAAGAAAAAGACAAGAUAGUAGAUUAUAGAUAUACAAUUCUUUCAAAGGCACUAGACAAGAUAUGACAUUAGGUAAUAGUAUUUCAGGGGUCAUUGGUCUCUGUCUGAGGAUUGGUCAGAUUUACAGUUGUCUCCCUUAUUCCAGAUAUUCUAUUCAUGGAUCAUUUAAUUGAUACAAUACUGGUCUUAUAAUUGUUGUUAAUUAUAAUUAUAUACAGUAUAAUAUGUUUCAUUAUUUCAGUUCACUGAAUUCUACACGUGUGGCAAUAUUACGCGGAACUAACCUGAAUUUUUGUGGUGUGUUUUAUGUAAGAUAUUUAACAUUCCAGUUAUGGUAUAAUUAUAAUACUGCAAGCUGUAUUUGUGUGUGUUGUUAUUGCUUAUCAUGUUUUAAUAACAUUACAAGAAAUAUGCGAUCUUUGUCUUAUAUAAGGAAUCAUAUAAAACUAUUAUAUUUCUGGUGUACUUAAUAACCUAGUUUCAUUCAAAGACAAGAGGUUACUUAUAUUUUUUAGUUCUACAAAGAACACCUACAUAUUCUUUACAUCAGUAAAGCUGGACAUUAGACAUGUCAUUAUUUUUUCAAAAAUUCUGCUUUUUCUGAUACUUAAUAAAUAUAAUUAUGUUAUAUGCCAUGAUACAAUACAUGAACGCCUCCUUCCCCCCUUUAACCUUGAUAUUGAUAUUGUAAGGGGGAGAACUGAUAAGGAAUAUAGUUAACCAUUUUUUUGAGUUACUUCCCUUGCACUUAAGCAAAUGUUCCUCUGUAUUUUAUUUACACAUUUUUCAUGGUUCACUGUGACAGGCUGGUUACUGUCAAGCUUAUUGCCCAUUACUGCUGUGGAUUUAAAUCCAGCAAGGCACCUAGAAAUCUUUCAUAUGAGGAAGCUAUCCAGCUAGCUUAUUUAACAUUGGUAGUUUCUACUCUGGUGCCCAUUUGUGCCUAAAAUAAUGAAAAGGGGCACCAGAGGUCUUUAUCCUCCCUUAAAGCCAUAUGACAUUUACAGUUUUGGUGUGACUGAAAACCUAACCAAUCAAAUCCAGUCAUACUUGCUUGACACAUACUAUACAAAUAUAGAAUAUAGGCUGAAUUAAAAAAAAACUCUUCUGAUAACAGUCUUGUUUGAGAUAUUUUGCACUUCUUAAUUCAUCAAACCAUUGCCAUUUUUUUAUGCUUUUAACCGGUUUUGAAUUGUUAUAUUUUAGGAUAUCUUAAUGAUCUGGGCUGGCAUUCUCUUGUCAAUAAUUUUGUAAAAUUCUGUUUUUGUGAUUUACAGUAAAAAAAUUGCUUUUGAGUAUCUAUAAUUUAAAAAAAGUUACCUUGCUGUAAAUGAAAAUAUUAAAUGCUUCAUCCAAUGAAGACUAACUGUUCCAACCUGUGUUUUAUGUAAUGUUAGAUUAUUUUUAUGAUAAAAAAAAGUACCAAAAUUUACAGAAAAAAUAAAUGAAUAUGUGUUGUGGUAAAAUGUUGUGUUUGUUUUUUUUUAUUUCAAUAUUUGAAAGUUGAAUUACAAAAUUAUGAAGACAUUAUGAUUCAAGAUAAAAAGAAAAGAGCAAAUUUUGGAUGCUUGUUUUCUGAUAGAAUUUAUAUUGCAUAUGAAAAAGUGAUUAAAAAAGACAAGCAAUCUGUCAAUGUUUC